This is a messenger RNA of Ixodes scapularis (black-legged tick), 1023 nucleotides long. RefSeq lists its product as uncharacterized. The coding region runs from base 1 to 1023 and encodes 340 amino acids. The record is from RefSeq and is a predicted model, not a curated record. Lineage: Eukaryota; Metazoa; Arthropoda; Arachnida; Ixodida; Ixodidae. The transcript has 2 exons.
AUGCGGCUCGACGGCUAUACCAUAACUGAGUCCCGAAUCGACUUUGUAGGUAAAGGACCUCAAGUGCCCAGGGGAGGUCCUCCGCCAAUCGGACUAGCCCAGGUCUUGCUGGGUCAGAACCACGACAAGAAGACAUCCAUGGCAACCGAAGAGCCCUCGACCAACUUCCGACUCAUUCCGGUCAACGCGACGGGUUGGUGUUCUGGCCAGCCAGCACGACCUGAGCCUGACGGACCUGCCUUACCCGGGGAGGACGUCAUGGAGUACCCACCAACACUGCCGCAGGCUUCGCAGUCACAGACAUGGACGCAGGACUGCAGAGUCCCCGUGGCAGUGUCGAGGGUUGGAAGAAAGAUGUUUGCACCCCAGAGCUUCCGAAUUUGCAUCGGAAAUUCAAUCCUGGAAGAAGUUAGUUCAUUUCAAUAUCUGGGAGUAACAUUAGAUUCUCAUCUUCAUUGGCAACAGCACAUUAUAAAUACAUGUAAAAAGUUAACGUACGCUUGUUAUGUCUUACUGAAGGCAAGACAAUGCUUUGACACUCCCACGAUAAAACUUAUAUAUUUUGCUAUAUUUCAUAGUCAUUUAACAUAUUGUAUUGAGGCCUGGGGCGUAACUUAUGACACUUACCUUUUGCCAUUGAUUAAAUUACAGAAGAGAGCCCUCAGAAUCUUGACAUACUCCCACUAUUCCCAACCGUCUCAUAUUAUAUUUCAUCAACUUCACAUUUUCACAUUUCUGGAAAUUAAACAAUAUAAGAUUGCUUGCUUAAUAAAUAAUAUUUUAAAAUCAAACAAUCCACUGCCAGCGAACAUCUUAAUUAAGGGUAACCGAUUAACAAGGGCGAACACAUCUGGUCACUUUAACAUACCACGGUCUCGUAACGUAUACGGCGAGCGACUGAUGCAAUCAUGCGGAACUAAAAUCUGGAACACUUUACCAUCUUCAGUCACCCAGUCAGGCAACUUUAACAGCGCUUUGAAAUACUAUAUUUUUUUAAAUAAAACAUGCCUCCCACCAUCCUGA